This is a messenger RNA of Uloborus diversus, 3621 nucleotides long. Its product is annotated as tyrosine-protein phosphatase 99A-like. Gene Ontology annotation, biological process: protein dephosphorylation. Bases 7 to 3621 code for a protein of 1204 amino acids. The record is from RefSeq and is a predicted model, not a curated record. Gene Ontology annotation, molecular function: protein binding; protein tyrosine phosphatase activity. NCBI's taxonomy places the organism in Eukaryota, Metazoa, Arthropoda, Arachnida, Araneae, Uloboridae. The transcript has 25 exons.
GGAGGGAUGAGGUGGCUCUGGGCAGCUGCUUGGCUGGCCGUGGCGCGCGCGGAAUUCUUCGGCGGCGCUGAAGAAGAGCCAGAAGAGGAUCCUCCGGAGCCGGUAUUUGUGCGUGCAGGGGCGAAUGUGACCCUGCCCUGCACGGGAGGUAUAGAAAGUACUCCCGUGCGCAGUCUCUUUUGGUGGAAGGACUAUCGUAAGAUAGUAGAGGUUCACGAUGAGCAGACCACAGUCUGGGAGGCUGAGCCUCAUCUGAAUCUGCUUGGAGAAGCCCUUUUCUUGCGCAACGUCGUCUACUCAGAUUCAGCAGAUUACCAGUGCCAAAUUAAUGGAGAGCAGAGAAGCGCUUUGCGUCUGCUUGUUCAAGAUGUUCCAGAUCCUCCUGGGAUGCCCUUAAUUCUCACAUUCACUUCAAGAUCUGUUAAUUUAUCAUGGGCACCGAGCAUCGACAAUCAUCACAGUUUCAUUCUCCAUUAUAUCAUUCAUAUAAGGGUCGGAGAAUCUGGAGAAUGGGAGGAAUCCAAUGGCAUCUUGACUUCAGACAACAAUACCAGUUGGCAAGUGAUUGGACUUCAGCCCUACACUGUUUAUUCCUUUCGUGUAGUUGCUGUGAAUACCAUCGGAGCUUCAAAACCUAGCAAAGAGUCUUACUAUUUGUUGACUCUCCGAGAAAUUCCGGAUGGCAAACCGAAUAUUACGUAUGCCCACAACACAAGUAGCAGCUCAAUAUUGCUGCGUUGGGCCCCUCCACCUCAUCAUACGCUUCACGGUGAAUUUCUUGGUUACCGAAUCACCUAUCGUCUGCGAGAAAGAGCUCGUGGAGAACGAGAAGUCACUCUACGAGAUCCCGAAGCUACGGAAUACAUGAUCCGAGGCCUAAAUCCUUUUUCUCAGUACUUAGUUUCUGUUCAGGUAUUUAACCCUGCUGGUAAGGGACCUGCAACAACAGUAGCUGUGAUGACAGAUGAAGGAGCGCCAAGUCGACCUAGGAAUCUUACGGCAGUGCGGAUCACAAACAAUUCAGUAAAGCUUCGAUGGUUGGAGCCAGAAUACGCAAAUGGCGUCAUCCAAGGAUAUCAUAUCUAUUAUUUGGACGUAGGUCCUAACAAUACAGAUAAAAAGAAAGUACUUAAUCCAACGCAAGUUAUGGACCAUGUCCUUAGUCCUCUAAAAUCGUACACACAGUACAAAGUUUGGGUAAAAGCUUAUACUGGUAAAAACGAAGGAUUGGCCAGUAACAAUUUGGAAAUUAUCACAGAUGUACAAAGUCCUAGUGCACCACAAAUAUCCAAUUUAACUUGUCAGUCUUCGGAUAGCAUUUAUGUGCAAUGGGAAAGACCGAAAAUAGUUUUCCAUAGAAUUGAUUACUACUUCAUAUCCUAUCGAUCAGAAAACACGUGGGAUUAUGAGGAGAUUUCUAUUUCUUCAUCUCAAGAACGUCAAAGUCACACGAUGAUUAUCUCCAAUCUAACAUCAAAUAUGAUGUAUGAGGUAAAAAUACAAGGGGCUACACGUAGUGUUGUAGAACAUUCCAAAUUGUACAAAGGACCAUAUUCUGAAUCAAAGAAAAUAUUUCUGCAAAGUUUUUCAAGUUCAUCUUUAGAAGAAGCUACUAUUGGUGUUGGAAUCAUUGCUGGAAUUGUCUGCGUGUCAUUCAUUCUACUUUUUGCUAUAUUUUCCUUCCUUGUGUGGAGGUUUUUUGUUUUCAGGAAGUAUUUUCAAGCUGCCUAUUAUUACCUAGAUGAUCCUCCACGUAAACGUGCUACUUCAGAGAAUUCAAAAACAUUUGGGGAUAUUGAUAAUGCAUCUGUUCCGGUUUCUUUAUGGUCUGAACAUGUUUCUGGCCUUCACGCUGAUGGUGACAUUGGUUUUUCCAAAGAGUAUGAAGCUAUUCAGCAAUCAAGUGAUUUGGAAUUGUCUUCAGAAUGCUCUCAGCUUGUGGAAAACAAGAAUAAAAAUAGAUAUGUGAAUAUUGUCGCCUAUGACCAUAGUCGUGUUGUGCUAAAAAACCUUCCAGGGCAAAAGAAAACAACAGAUUAUAUCAAUGCUAACUACAUUGAUGGUUACAGUGAACCAAAUGCAUAUAUAGGCACACAAGGACCGUUGCCUUCAACAUUUGAUGAUUACUGGAGGAUGAUUUGGGAGCAAAAAGUUUUUAUAAUUGUUAUGAUAACAAACCUUGUAGAGAGAGGAAGAAGAAAGUGUGACAUGUACUGGCCUAAAGAAGGUGCAGACGUUUUUGGGAUUAUUCAAGUAAAAUUAAUACAAGAAGUUGAAUUAGCUACCUAUACUAUUCGAACAUUUGUGAUUAGGAAUUCUAAAGUAAAAAAAAAAACUUCAGCUGAACGAACUGUUUACCAAUAUCACUAUACAAACUGGCCAGAUCAUGGUGUUCCAGAACAUCCUCUACCAGUUUUAAGUUUUAUUAGGAAAUCUGCUUCUGCUAAUCCUCCUGGAGGAGGUCCUGUUAUAGUUCAUUGCAGUGCUGGAGUUGGGAGAACUGGAACAUACAUUGUUAUUGAUGCAAUGAUGAGGCAAAUCAAACAUAAGCAAUCACUUAGUGUUGCAGGUUUUCUAAAGCAUAUUCGUCAGCAAAGAAAUUUCCUUGUGCAAACAGAGGAACAAUAUAUUUUCAUCCAUGAUGCAUUAUUAGAAGCAAUUGAAAGUGAAGAAACUGAAAUAUCUACUUCAAAUUUUACUGAAUAUUUCCAAAAACUACAAAUAUCAAAUAGUGAGAGUGAAACAAAUGAAACUAAAUCACCUCUGCUUGAAAAGCAAUUUAAGUUAGUGACAAGUUUUAAACCAAAAGACUUCAGCAUCAUUUCAGCUACCAAAUCUUGUAAUCGAACUAAAAAUCGCAAUAUAAACAUUAUUCCAAUUGAAUCAUACAGGGUACAUAUAACACCCAAGCCAGGAAAAGAUGGAUCAGAUUACAUAAAUGCUAGUUUUUUGCAGGGAUUUCAUAAACUAAAUGAAUACAUUGUAACUCAACAUCCAACAAUCGAUACUAUAGCAGAUUUCUGGCAAAUGGUAUGGGACAACAAUUGUCAGACCAUUGUUAUGCUAUCAUUUGUAGAUGAAAAGGAAUAUCCAUGUUAUUGGCCUGAUGAGGACCAAGAAAAUGAUUAUGGAACUUUUAAAGUUAAAAUGAGUGAAGAAUGUAGUCAAGGGUGCUUUGUGACUAGAGACUUUAUUCUGCAAUCUAUGCAAGAUGAUUAUGAAGUAAUAUGUCGUAUAAUUGAGUGUUCUGGUUGGCCAGAAUGUUGCUCUCCACUUAGUAGUGUAUAUGAUCUAGUCCGUUUGGUUCAAGAGUGGCAUUUAGAAUAUCAGAAUGGUCCAAUGGUGGUUGUAGACAGAUUUGGUGGAACUGAAGCUGCAACUUUUUGCUGUCUUAGUACACUGCAAAAGCAAUUAGAGUUUGAGAAUUCAAUUGAUAUUUAUAUGUGUGCAAAAUUAUACCACAUGCGAAGACCUGGUAUCUGGCAAACACAGGAUGACUACUACUUUUUAUAUAGAGCGGUGAAAGAAGGUUUGCUGGAUGGAUAUGAAGAAAUUCCUUCUUUUACAAAUGCAAUAAGCAAUGGUCAUGUCCUUCCAUGUAAAGAAGAUCCAGUUAUAUAA